AAAAAUAAUAUGUCAGUGAUGAGAGAGCAACAAUGAGAAAUCAAGAGGAAUUUGUACUUACAGAAGGGAGAUCAUGGUGUAUCUCCAGUUGGCUGCCGUCCUGGUGUCCCACUUCACUCUCCCAUCUUAUAAAAUCAGAAGACAGAAUCCUGAAACCCAUCAAAGUGAAGUUUACUCAAGGAUAUGUUCCCAUUUCUAAUGGCAACUACAUUUGGACUCUGGGCUUUAACGAAGUAGAGUGCUCAUCUGACCUCUCAAUCACUGGGGUUCAACAACUUAAGGUCCCAUUAGUGCUACUACAUGGUUUUGGGGGUGGAGUGGGUCUCUGGGUGAAAAACCUAUCUGCCUUUGCAGGGGAAGGAAGGCCUGUGUACGCACUGGACAUGCUGGGUUUUGGACGCAGCAGUCGACCAACCUUUGGUAGGGAUGCCAAGGAUGCAGAGGAGCAGUUUGUACAAUCCCUGGAGGACUGGAGAAAGGCAGAAGGGUUGGAACAUAUGAUUCUCCUGGGCCAUGAUCUUGGAGGAUAUGUGUCUACUGCCUAUGCCCUGAAAUAUCCUCAUAGAUUGAAGCACUUGGUGUUGGUGGAGCCAUGGGGUUUUGCAGCAAGACCAAAUGUUCAGGAGCGUUGGAUUCCCAUUUGGAUUAAAGCCUUUGGGGCAGCAAUGAAUCCAUUCAACCCUCUUGGUCCACUUAGGCUGGCAGGCCCACUGGGUCCUUUGUUGCUGCAGCUUUUGCGAUCAGAUUUUAAGCAGAAAUAUGCUUCUGUAUUUGCCGACGACACUGUGGCUGAUUACAUAUACCAUGUGAAUGCACAAACGGCCAGUGGUGAGACAGCAUUUAAAAACAUGACAAUCCCAUACGGAUGGCCUCAGCACCCCAUGAUGGACCAAGUGGAGAAGAUCAGUCCUUCUCUUCCCAUGACUUUCAUCUACGGAUCACGUUCCAGCAUUGAAGGCCAAUCAGGAAAAGCCAUUCAAGAAAUGAGACCAAACUCGCAAACAAAAAUCAUAGUCAUCCAGGGUGCAGGUCACUACGUAUUUGCAGACCAAUCAGAAGACUUCAACCAGGCUGUGCUCAAGAUAUGCAAUAAUGAAUGCUGAGAGGAGAGAAAACAUGAGUCAGGUCUGAGUUAAAGGAGAAUCAGAUGAAGGCGUGAAGGGGGAGAUAGAUGCCCAAGAGUUACUAUAUAAGAGGAAAAGGAGGCAGAAAAUAUGAAGGAAAGAGGAAACAUUUCAUGAUCAUUUAUAGCUUUCUACAAAUGUGCAUUUAAAAAUUAAUACAUACAUACAUAACAUUGUACUCAUGAACUACAUUUUUAAAACAUCUGCUAUAUGAAAUCAACAAAAAGUGAUUUUCUUUUAUUAUUAUUAUUAUUUUGGAAAAUCUUCAGUACUUCUAAUUAAUUCAUUAUUCAAGCACAAGUAUGCACAUUGUAAAAAUAAAUAAAUCAUAGCAGAAAAGCUCUACGCCUCUCUGGUUGAACACCGCUGGGUGGCAGUAAGCAACAGUAGUGGCCUUUGAUAUGUUUGACCAAUAUAAUCAAUUAACUCUCUUGGUUUUAGCUUUAGCAAAAGUCUUCUUUUAACAAAUAAUAUCAGUCUGUCUUCUUGUUUAUGCAGGUUUGCAUAUUUGUGCAAUGUGAUUUCCUUUUCUUUUAAGUGACUGAAUCCAUGAGCAAAAUCCAACAUUAUGUGAAAAUAUGCUUCCACUUUCUAAGAGCUUACAACAGAGGCAGAUAUGUUAUAAUCACCACUGCCGUUAUGGCAAAUUCCCUGUUUGGAUUCCAAUAAGGAAUAAAUUAAUCAAUCAAUCAAUCAAUAAAAUAACAAAUAAAUAAGUCCAACGUUUAGAUAUCAAACAUAUUUAUACUCUCUUUUUGUUAAAGCUGAAUACCACAAACAAAAAUCAUCAGCCUCAAUAACACUUACAAGGCACUUUGCCUAUAAUCCCUUUUAAGAAAAAAUAUCACAAAAAACAAUUUCCUAAUGUGUAUUUCACACAUUAAUAAAGACAAUUAAACAGUCAGUAAUAAAACAAGAAAAAAAAAAAAAAAAAAAAA
Megalobrama amblycephala (Wuchang bream) is the source of this 2062-nucleotide messenger RNA. It is a transcript of the gene abhd5b, whose product is annotated as 1-acylglycerol-3-phosphate O-acyltransferase ABHD5. Gene Ontology annotation, biological process: negative regulation of triglyceride storage; positive regulation of triglyceride catabolic process. Gene Ontology annotation, molecular function: catalytic activity. Gene Ontology annotation, cellular component: lipid droplet. The record is from RefSeq and is a predicted model, not a curated record. The transcript is spliced from 7 exons. The coding region runs from base 33 to 1103 and encodes 356 amino acids. Lineage: Eukaryota; Metazoa; Chordata; Actinopteri; Cypriniformes; Xenocyprididae.